Molecule: messenger RNA, 1080 nt
Organism: Strigops habroptila (Kakapo)
Lineage: Eukaryota; Metazoa; Chordata; Aves; Psittaciformes; Psittacidae
Product: tetraspanin-7-like
Exons: 1
Coding region: 1-717 (238 amino acids)
Cellular component (GO): membrane
Source: RefSeq, a predicted model, not a curated record
AUGACUCUGCUCAAGCUGUCCCUCAUGGCCUUCAGCAUCGUCUUCUGGGCGGCUGGGUUGACCAUGUUCAUCAUCGGCCUCUGGGCCAGAGUGUUUUUGGGGAGCUACCUGGAGCUGUCGGCCAACAGCAGCCCCAGUGCCCCUGCCAUCCUCUUGGCCACCGGCACCGUUGUCAUCAUUUGGGGCUUCUUGGGCUGCUUCGGUGCAGCCACGGAGCACCGCGGCCUCCUGCGUGCCUACAGCGCCUUCCUGACCACUGUGAUGGCAGCCGGGCUGGCAGCGGGGCUCUCGGCACUCAUCUACCGCCAGAACAUUGCACAGGGAUUCCAGGAAGGACUGCAGCAGGCCCUGCUCACCUAUGGGAAGGACGAAGGAAUGGCAGACGCCCUGGAUGCUUUGCAGCGCUCCUUGUCCUGCUGCGGCGUGCAGAGCUACCAGGACUGGCUCACCACACCCUGGGGGCUGGAGCAGAACGGCUCUGUGCCCUUCAGCUGCUGCCAGGCUCGCCAGGGCUGCCACCGCAGCCCGCCUGACACACGCGGGCUGCACCACGACGGUUGCUUCCCCAAGGUGUUGGCCUUCGUCAGCAGCAAUAUGUUCUAUAUUGCCUCGGCUGCCCUGGGGCUGGCGCUGCUGCAGCUCAUAGGCAUCGUGCUGGCCUGCCUGCUGGCUGCCCACAUCCCUGCCCAUCUGAUGGGCAUCGCCACCCUGCACUGAGAUCCCCCAGGUCCUGCCUCUUAUCCCCUCUGACUCCUCUCUUUCUCACAGACCUCGCAGUAUCCCACUGCGAAAAUCAUCUCUUCAUGUUCCCCACUUCCACCUGAGCUUCCUCCUCCAGACUCCAUUCCUCCACCGGAACCUGUGCCAGGUGCAUCCGUGCUACAAGCAUUUCAGUCCCUUGAGCUGAGCCCCACUACCCCCAUGGAGUCUCUGGACUGUUUCUGCAGGGAGAGGUGACAGCAUGGACAGACACCACUCCCUGGGGCAGCAGGGACUUGGGCUUGGGUCAAGGCGGACCAGUCUUCUGGGUGAUGCAGACAUCCCAAGGCACUGAAAUGGAGGCCAGGAAAGAGGGUAGGG